This is a messenger RNA of Mus caroli (Ryukyu mouse), 2101 nucleotides long. Its product is annotated as mitochondrial ornithine transporter 2-like. Gene Ontology annotation, molecular function: L-ornithine transmembrane transporter activity. The record is from RefSeq and is a predicted model, not a curated record. NCBI's taxonomy places the organism in Eukaryota, Metazoa, Chordata, Mammalia, Rodentia, Muridae. Gene Ontology annotation, cellular component: mitochondrion. Gene Ontology annotation, biological process: mitochondrial L-ornithine transmembrane transport.
UAUUCUCUGCUUCUUAAAUGCUAGAGUUAAAAGUAUGUGGCCCCUAGCAUGGCCUGUCUUCUCUUUGAAAGCACUGUUCUAAAAUCCAGAUUGGAUAAGCUGAGAGCACCUCUUGUGAAGUUUUGCGUAGUAAGAAAUCAGGAAUACAAACCCACAGAGAAACAUCAUUUCAUCCUCAACUUGCUGUGGUACUGAGGGUGAAAGAGCUGUAGUUCACCCAGGCACACGUUCUAUCCCUGACUUAUACGCCCAACUCCAGUAAAGCGUCUCCUCCUAGGUAUUUAUGGGAGAAGUGGCCACUUAUCUCAUACAACCACUGAAAGCAUUCUGCCAUUGUCCUCGGGGACAGUGGGAUGCUCGUGGAUGCACAUGGAUGCACGUGCCUGGGGGUUAUUCCCUAGCGGCCGUAGAGUGCGUGGCAGCGGCCCAAGGCUUUGGUUUGAGUAGCUUUGACAAGGAGACAGACAUAGGUCCGCAGCAGCUGGCCGUGGGCGCGACAGAGACUUGGCUUCUGACGACACUCUCGGGAGGGUGGAGGAACAUGAAGUCCACCCUGCCAUCCAAGCCGCCAUAGACCUCACUGCGGGCGCAGCAGGGGGCGGAGCGUGUGUGCUGACUGGGCAACCCUUCGACACCAUAAAAGUAAAGAUGCAGACAUUUCCUCAGCUGUACAAAGGCCUUGCUGACUGCUUCCUAAAAACAUACAACCAAGUGGGCAUCCGUGGCCUUUACAGGGGAACCAGUCCUGCACUGCUAGCCUAUGUCACCCAGGGCUCUGUCCUGUUCAUGUGCUUUGGCUUUUGCCAACAGUUUGUCAGGAAAGUGGCUAGAGUGGAGCAGAAUGCAAAGCUGAACGACUUGGAGACUGCCACUGCUGGGUCGCUGGCUUCUGCAUUUGCUGCGCUGGCCCUCUGCCCCACUGAGCUUGUGAAGUGUCGGCUGCAGACCAUGUAUGAGAUGAAGAUGUCAGGGAAGAUAGCACAAAGCUAUAACACAAUUUGGUCUAUGGUUAAGAGUAUCUUCAUGAAGGAUGGUCCCUUAGGCUUCUAUCGUGGACUCUCGACCACUCUUGCUCAGGAAAUACCUGGCUAUUUCUUCUACUUUGGGGGCUAUGAAAUCAGUCGAUCAUUUUUUGCAUCAGGGGGAUCAAAGGAUGAACUAGGCCCUGUCCCUUUGAUGUUAAGUGGAGGCUUUGCUGGGAUCUGUCUCUGGCUUAUCAUAUUCCCAGUGGACUGCAUUAAAUCCAGAAUCCAGGUUCUUUCUAUGUUUGGGAAGCCUGCAGGAUUAAUCGAAACCUUUAUAAGUGUUGUGAGAAAUGAAGGAAUAUCAGCCUUGUAUUCUGGAUUGAAAGCCACUCUGAUUCGAGCCAUCCCUUCCAAUGCUGCUCUCUUUUUGGUUUAUGAGUACAGCAGAAAGAUGAUGAUGAACAUGGUGGAAGAAUACUGAAGUGUCUAUUGAUGAGUCCUUGUCUGAGCACAUGAAUGAGAGGACCACAGCUCUACAUGUCAAAGAAUUCAAGACCAACAUGGAGUUAGCUUUGACUGGGAAUUUCGGGUUUGUCUUCCCUUCCUCAAAUCUCAUACCUUGUGGAGAGAUCUUUAUAUAUCAUAUGGUUUCUUCCUGCAAUCCAACUGAGAUAGGAAAAUCACUACUUUUGCUGGCGGUGGGAUCUACAGGGUGAACCCAAGACCCUAUGUACUUAAUCUCAAUUAUCAAGGCUUCUUCAUAAAUCUAUAUAUGCAUCUUGAAUGGUAUGUGUUGUGAGUGAAACAUAAUUUAGUACUCUGUUUAGUCUCAAAUAUCACCAAAAUACCUUGAGUUGAUCAUGUUUCAGGUAUACAGGUAUUGCUUAAUUUUUUUCAAGAUGUGGGUUAUAGUUUAAAACUUGUUUAAUGUGCACUGCACUAGGCUGUUAAGGUUUUUAAAGUCUUUAGGUAACCACCAAAACCUUUAUGUUGAUUUCUAAGAAGAGAAUGUGUCUAUCUACCAGCAUGGCUUUCACAUUCAAGUAAAAUUUCAUAAUAGGCAUCCUGGAUUUUCUAUGCUAACUUUAAAUAGUGUGGUUGAAGUAGAGUUAUAUUUUACCUGCAAUGGUAUAUUG